Molecule: messenger RNA, 1923 nt
Organism: Callorhinchus milii (elephant shark)
Lineage: Eukaryota; Metazoa; Chordata; Chondrichthyes; Chimaeriformes; Callorhinchidae
Product: kelch-like protein 10
Exons: 5
Coding region: 100-1923 (607 amino acids)
Molecular function (GO): protein binding
Source: RefSeq, a predicted model, not a curated record
GCCAUAAAAACACAAGUCCUGGCAACCAAACGUUGCAUUCUCACCAACUUCCAUUGAAUUUCUCGGCGGAAGCGUGUUCUUAGUUUGGAGGCUUCAGAGAUGGAGGAGCCCUCAACCUCGACUCGGCAGCUGCGGCAGAGUACCAUGGAGAGAAAGAUGAGUGCCAUGGCGUGUACCAUCUUCAACGAGCUGCGGCUGGAGGGCAAACUCUGCGAUGUGGUCAUCAGGGUCAACGGCAUCGACUUCAACGCUCAUAAGAACAUCUUAUGCAGCUGCAGCUCCUACUUUAGGGCUCUCUUUACCAGUGGAUGGAACAGCAUAGAGAAGAAGGUGUACAACAUCCCUGGGGUGUCUCCGGACAUGAUGAAACUUAUUAUAGAGUACGCUUACACACGGACAGUACCAGUCACCGUGGAGAAUGUGGAGAGACUUCUGGCUGCUGCAGAUCAGUUCAACGUCCUGGGAAUUGUCAGGGCCUGUUGUGAAUUCCUGGAAAGUCACCUUUGUUUGGAAAACUGCAUUGGGAUAUGCAAAUUUGCAGAUUAUUAUUUCUGCCCUGAUCUCAGGCACAAAGCUUACAUGUACAUCCUGCACCACUUUGAGGAGAUUGUGACGGUGAAUGAAGAGUUCCUGGAGCUCUCAGCCGUUGAGCUCAGAGACGUCAUUGAGAAGGAUGAGUUGAAUGUGAAAGAGGAUGUAGUGUUUGAUGCCAUUCUCAAGUGGAUUGCCCAAGAUCCAGACAUCAGGAAAAAGUGCAUUGUCAUCCUACUGCCCAAGGUCAGGCUAGCUUUAAUGAACGCAGAGUAUUUCAUGAACAACGUUAAAAACAAUGACUAUGUCAAGGACAAUGACGACUGCAAACCUAUCAUCAUCAACGCCCUGAGAGCGAUGUAUGAUCUGAACAUGAACGGCCCAUCGAACUCAGACUUCCGCAAUCCCCUGACCAGACCUCGGCUGCCUUACUCCAUCCUCUUUGCCAUCGGUGGCUGGAGCGGUGGAAGCCCCACCAAUGCCAUUGAGGCAUACGAUGCCCGGGCCGACAGAUGGGUGAAUGUGACGUGUGAGGAGGAGAGCCCGAGGGCGUACCAUGGGGCUGCGUAUCUCAACGGCUUUGUGUACAUCAUAGGCGGCUUCGACAGCGUUGACUACUUCAACAGUGUCAAGCGCUUUGACCCUGUAAACAAGACGUGGCAGCAGGUGGCCCCCAUGCAUUCCCGCCGCUGCUAUGUCAGCGUUACCGUCCUGGACAACUUCAUCUACGCCAUGGGGGGCUUCGACGGCUACGUGCGGCUCAACACCGCAGAACGGUACGAGCCAGAAACCAACCAGUGGACACUGAUUGCACCAAUGCACGAACAGAGGAGUGAUGCGAGCGCCACAAUGCUGCACGGAAAGGUGUACAUAUGCGGAGGAUUCAAUGGCAACGAGUGCUUGUUCACAGCGGAGUUCUACACGCCUGAAACCAACCAAUGGACAAGCAUCGCGCCCAUGCGGAGCAGGCGAAGUGGCGUUGGUGUCAUUGCGUACGGAGAAUGCGUGUAUGCGGUUGGAGGAUUUGAUGGAGCCAAUCGGCUGCGGAGCGCGGAAGCUUACAGCCCCCUCACCAACACAUGGCGUACCUUGCCCACCAUGUUUAACCCCCGCAGCAACUUUGGCAUUGAAGUGGUGGAUGAUCUUUUGUUUGUCGUGGGCGGUUUCAACGGCUUCACGACCACGUUUAACGUCGAGUGCUAUGAUAAGAAUACGGACGAAUGGUAUGACGCCCACGACAUGAGCAUCUACCGCAGUGCCCUGAGCUGCUGUGUAGUGCCAGGACUCCCCAAUGUCAGGGAAUAUGCAGCACCGAGAGACAGUCUCCUGGGACUACUUUCCCGCGAGGAACAAAUAAAAUACUCUGCCUCUACCAGCCUCUUAGCAGUAUGA